AUGUGGAUAAGCUUUGGAAAUGCUUUCAUUCUUUCUAUUUCCAUCACGUUUGUAUUUUGUGCUUACUCGACAAACGAUGCCUUAUCCGAGCGUCAGAAAUUAGUUCAAAGACACUUGAAACGAGCUAAGAAAGAUGAAGGUGCCAUCAGACUUGUCGGUGGAAAAGAAGCACACGAGGGAAAUGUAGAAAUUUUUCACAAAGGGAAAUGGGGUAACAUUUGUGAUGAUGAGUGGGACAAAUAUGAAGCUGAAGUUGUGUGCAAACAGUUGAAUUAUCAUCUUGGUGGUAAAGCAACACAUAGUGGUUUGUUUGGCAAAGCCCGUCGAAAGUUUUGGAUGGACAAUUUGUAUUGCACUGGACAAGAAAAGCAAUUGUCACAAUGUCGCUUUGACGGUUGGGGUCAAAGUGAUUGCGAACAAUCUGAAGCUGCUGGUGUCGUCUGUAAUGUAGAAAAAGAAAAACCAGCAGUAAAAAAAGAUGUGAAAGUUCAUUCAAUGUCACCAAAGUUCAAAUACAAUUCGAAAGAGAAUAUGAAAGUUAGAUUAGUUGGUGGUAGAGUUGCGGAAGAAGGACGUGUUGAAGUGAAAUUCGGCAAUGGACCAUAUGGUGACAUUUGUGGUGACGGUUGGUCGUUGAUAGAAGCAAAUGUCAUUUGUAAAGAACUCAACCUCGGCUACGCUAACGAAGCUUUUCAAACUAAUUUCUUCGGUGGCUCAAAUGGCUCACACAUUUUGCUUACCGGAACUGAAUGCAUUGGAAAUGAAACAAAGCUGUCGGAUUGCAAAUUUGAAGGAUUUGGAAAGCACGGAAAAUGUCAUGGCAAUAAACACCAUGUUGCUGGUGUUUCAUGUGUCAAAAGGAUGCCUGACUUAGUAAUUGAUGAGACAGAAUUGGAAACAACAGCACAUUUGGAAGAUCGACCGCUUUAUUUUCUCACCUGCGCUAUGGAAGAGAAUUGUGUUGCAUCGCAAGCUUAUGAAAUACAGAAAGAGAAUACAAAUUGGCAUCUGGAGACACGUCGCUUGUUAAAAUUUACCGCAAAAGUUUUAAAUAAUGGAACCGACGACUUUCGACCGCACAUUCCGAAAAACUUGUGGGAAUUUCAUUUAUGUCACAUGCACUACCACUCCAUGGAGGUGUUUGCAACGUUCGACAUCAUAAACGAUAAAGGAGAAAAGGUCGCAGAGGGUCACAAGGCGUCGUUUUGUUUGGAGGAUAACUUAUGUCUUGAAGGUGUAGAAGCACGAUAUGCAUGCGCCAAUUAUGGAGAUCAAGGUAUAUCCGUUGGCUGUUAUGAUAUUUACAAAUACAACAUCGACUGUCAAUGGAUCGAUAUAACAGAAAUUGAUUUUGGACAAUACAUUUUCAAAGUUUCCAUUAAUCCUGAGCAUAAAGUUCCGGAGAUGACUUUUGAGAACAACGCCGCAACAUGUACUCUGCUUUAUACUCAACAAUUUGCCAGAGUUUAUGAUUGCAAGGUUGGAAGACCUUAGAUUGCUUCUUGAAACUGUUACUGUAGUUCGAGUGUCAAAGCAAAGCUAGAGGAAAAUGCUGCUUGAGCUCUUGAAGUUGAGUUUUGUUUGUAUGUUCGUUAGUUGUUGAAAAACUCUGC
Molecule: messenger RNA, 1613 nt
Organism: Clunio marinus
Lineage: Eukaryota; Metazoa; Arthropoda; Insecta; Diptera; Chironomidae
Source: the annotation of a GenBank genome assembly